CAUCAUCUUAGCUAACUACUCUCUCUCUUUCUCUCUCUUCCCCCCUUAAACCAUUUCACAUUAAUUCUCUCCUUCUAUAUAAUCCUUACAUAUAUUCCUCACUUUCUCUCCUUCCCCUUUUUUUAUUUAUUUCAUCAUGCAUUCUUUUAAGUAGCCAAUUUCUAGGUUAGGUUAGGAACACUUGGUUUGUGUGGGACAUAUCACCAAAUCAACCAUAUAUUAAUUUAUUUGUAUAUAAAUAAAGACCUUCAUUGCCUCCAUUCCAUAUUCAAGAGGAUUCAUCACCAUGUUGCAAGAUGUUAUCCAUCCUCCAUCACAUGAUGAUCAACUAUCCAUUGAUGAAAUUUCAAGUCCAAAUAUUAGUGCACAAAUUUUUGAACUUUGUGACCCCGAUUUGUUCCACGACUCCUUGCAACAAAAUUCCGAUGUUACUUCAAGCUCAAAUUGUUGUCAAGACGAAAACAACAUCAACAACAACAAUAAUUCCUCGUAUACCUUAAACAACAUAUCACAAGCUUUAGAUUUAGAAAAUAAUAACAUCAAUAGCAAUAAUAGCAAUAGUAAUAGUACCGCUACAACAACGAGCACAACUAGCACUACCAACACGAACAACAUUAAGAAUAAUACCAAUAAUAACCUCUCAAUCAUCUUCGAUUCUCAAGAAGAAAUCGACAAUGACAUAUCAGCUUCCAUAGACUUCACAUCAUCGUCAUCUUUUCUGGUUCCGUCCCUUCUUCAGAUCAAUACAACUCAUCAAGAACAAUUUGAUUUCUCUUCAACACAACCUCUUGAACUAUCAACAUGUUCUGUUUUGAAAGGGCUAUCUUCUCAAUAUCAAACUGAUAUUAGUCCUGUUUCAGCACCAGCGCAGCUUAUCGGUGGUGCUUCGUUCCCUUCUGUGUUUGAAGAUGAUUGCAUAUCUUCAAUUCCUUCUUAUUCGCCUUCGUGUAAUUCUUAUCUUAGUAAUGGUUUAGGUUUGUAUAUGCCUCAAGGAAAUCUAAAUACUGCUUUAUCUGCUGAUAGUUCUAGCUUAUUUGGUGGAGGAAUUCUAUUAGGUUCUGAAAUGCAGACUCAAGAUUUGGAUUAUCAAGGUGAAAAUGCUGGAAUUUAUUGUACAGAUUCUGUUCAACAAGUUUUUAAUCCUCAAGAUUUUCAGGCACUUGGUACUGAGAAUCACAAACUAGUAGCUGCUGCUGGUUCUGCCAAUUUAGCACCAGAAAUCUCACACUUGGAGGACUCUAGUUUGAAGGUUGGAAAACUUUCUGUUGAGCAAAGGAAAGAGAAGAUUCAUAGAUAUAUGAAGAAGAGAAAUGAAAGAAAUUUCAGUAAGAAAAUCAAGUAUGCUUGUCGAAAAACUUUAGCGGAUAGCCGUCCGCGAGUUAGAGGAAGGUUCGCAAAAAAUGAUGAUUUUGGAGAGAAUCAAAGGCCAGCUAGUAGCAACCAUGAAGAUGAUGAUGAAAUAGCUGUUAAAGAAGAAGAUGAUAUGGUUGAUUCCUCAGAUAUCUUUGCACAUAUCAGUGGACUUAACUCCUUCAAAUGCAACUAUUCCAUCCAAUCCUUGAUUUGAAUUAAUUAAUAUAUAGUUUGACUAGUAGUAUAUGUAUAUGAUCUAUAUAUAUAAUAUAAUAAUAAUAUAUAUUUAGCUUGUGUAGAUUUUUGUAGGGCCCUUUUCCAUCUUUAGGGAUGGUUUGAGGUAACUAAAUAAUCGGGGUCCAAAUAUUAUAUACCAAUAAGUGAGUUAGGAUCACACAGAAAUUAGAAAAAUGUAUACAAUUUUGCAGAUAUGUCUUUUUCUAUGUUGUAACUAUGAACAAAGUUGUUUGUAUUUAACACAUGAAAAAAAAAAGAGGUUGCCCCAUAAAA
Trifolium pratense (red clover) is the source of this 1863-nucleotide messenger RNA. Its product is annotated as myb-like protein O. The record is from RefSeq and is a predicted model, not a curated record. The transcript has 5 exons. NCBI's taxonomy places the organism in Eukaryota, Viridiplantae, Streptophyta, Magnoliopsida, Fabales, Fabaceae. Bases 287 to 1567 code for a protein of 426 amino acids. Gene Ontology annotation, molecular function: protein binding. Gene Ontology annotation, cellular component: nucleus. Gene Ontology annotation, biological process: regulation of flower development.